Molecule: messenger RNA, 306 nt
Organism: Cetraspora pellucida
Lineage: Eukaryota; Fungi; Glomeromycota; Glomeromycetes; Diversisporales; Gigasporaceae
Source: the annotation of a GenBank genome assembly
AUGAUUGACUGUUGUGUGAUACUCAUGGUUCAUGAUGUUGGUGAUUUACUUGAAAGUGAAUUAGAUCUGCAUCAUUUUUUAGAAGAAAGUUCAGAAGAUGAAUUAAAUCCAAACUACUUUAUAGCAGAAGACAACGUUUAUUAUUCUUCAGAGAAAGAGUCUUAUAAUUCUGAAUUUGCAUACAGAAUUAGUCCAGAAAUAACAGUUAUAUCAGACAAUAGUGAAUCCAAAGUAGAAGUUAUUUGUGAAAAGGGAAAAUCUAAAGCUAAUCUUAUUGAACUGCAAGUAAUAACAAUUGUAUUAUGA